Triplophysa dalaica is the source of this 3888-nucleotide messenger RNA. RefSeq names its product RASD family member 2a (gene rasd2a). Gene Ontology annotation, molecular function: GTP binding; GTPase activity. Bases 1843 to 2985 code for a protein of 380 amino acids. The record is from RefSeq and is a predicted model, not a curated record. The transcript is spliced from 2 exons. NCBI's taxonomy places the organism in Eukaryota, Metazoa, Chordata, Actinopteri, Cypriniformes, Nemacheilidae.
AUUUAAAUCAUUUACAAACAUACUUUACUUAAUAAUAUAUUACUUAAAGUGAUACUUCACCCUAAAAUGAAAGCUCUUCCAAAUCUGUGUACAUUUCUUUGUUCUGAUGAACACAGAGAAAUAUAUUUGGAAUAGUACUUACAACCAAACAGAUCUCAACACCCAUUGACUCCCAUAGUAGGAAAAACUACUUUCCCAUUUUUUUGUUCUGUUGAAAACACAAAAAAAAUACAUUUUGAAGAAUGUAGGACAGCAAACAGUUCUGGGGCACUUUUGACUAUUAUUGGAGACAAUGGGUGUUAAGAUCUGUUUGGUUAUAAGCGAUAUUCCAAAUAUCUUUCUCUGUGUUCAUCAGAACAAAGACAUUGAUACAUAUUUGGAACAACUCGAAGGUGAGGAAAUGAUGACCGAUUUUUCAUUUUUGGGUGAAGCAUCCCUUUAAAUCGUUAAGUAAAUCAUUACAACAUAAAAUCGUUAAUAAAUUGUCAUCUUUCAAGUAUUUGUGACGGGUUUUCCUUUUUGCAAGAAUAGCUGAGCAGAGCUGUACUAUAAGAUAGUUUAACUUCCAUGUUACAUGUAAAAAGAAACCAAUACUACCUAACAAAGAACCUUUAAGUAACCCUGAUCUUUGAGUGUGUUUUUUACCAUUAGUAUUAUUUCUAUGAAAUCCUCAGCCCUGUCAUCAGAUCUGCAGUUUACUUGGCGCCAGCAUUUUUGUUCAUGCAGAAUUGCCCAGUGCAUAUAGCAUCAUUCGUGAUCAUUUCUAUAGAAUAUUUUGCAACAAUAUGGUCGUGUCGCCUCGGUUAGUUCCAUCACGAAAUCAACGUCACACAUCUUAUUUCUGAGUCUCAACAACAUCAUUGGACAGGUACUAAUGGAAUGGAAUAGACACAUGGAUCCAAUUCCCGAGGUGUUUGUAUCACGUACAAACAAACUAAUAAACCUUUACCUCUCUGACCCAAUGUUUCCAUGUGCCCACACACAGUAUAAUGCAGCAUGGGCUUUCCGUCUAAAAUUGCCUAAUAAUUGAAAAGCUUUACACUGUAAUUAGUUACGUAAAAAUAGAUUUUUUAGACAUUUGCAAUUUCGUCACUGCUGUCGAGACAAUAAAUAGGAAUAACUCAGAAUAUUGGGUACAGGCAUAGUGAUUGAUGUUAAAGGUUCACCCAAAAAUAACAAUUCAGUCCUCAUUUACUCAUCCUAAUGUCAUUCAAGACCUGCAUAGGACUUUUUUUGAAAAUGGCUGUGUCCACACAAUGGAAGUCAAUGGGAUCCAGUGUUGUUUGGUUACCAUUAAUGUAUCUUCUUUUGUGUUCUAAAUACAGGUUUGGAAGACCCGUGUAGGGCAAUGAUAAAAGAAUUGUAAUUGUUUUGGUGCACAAGCUGCACACUCUUGCUUUAAAUUUGUUCAGGUAAGUCAGAUAAAUAUAUAUUUUUUAACCAUGUUACUUUCAUGAUCUGGGUGAUUUGACUAAUGGAAUUUGCUGUUGUGAUGAAACAGAGAACAGUGUGGUGAGAGUGCAAUGCUACAAUCAUUUCAAGAUCAAUCUCAUUUGCCUUCAAUUAAAACCUAACUUAUUGACUGAUAUUGUGAUGGAUCGUCUCUCACGUGGUAAGCCUGUGUGGCAGUGAUUGUAGAUAAUUCCUUAAAUAGGCAGCGUUUUCAGAUUCACAAAAGAACACAGUAACGCGUUCGCAUGCGAGGAAUGACGCACCACACGAGACCACCCCUCCAUCACCAUAUAAAAAGGCCAGCGCGUACAGCGCAAUGCUCACUGUACGGAGAGAACUGGGUGCUGCGCAUCCCUUUCCCACAUCGCGACAACCACACAGCCGUUGUGAAUGAUACCGAAAAGGAGCAUGGAGGUGAACACAACUGAUAAGCCAGUUCUUUCAGUUGAUUGCACCGAGACGCUCACCCGUAGCAACUAUCAUUCUAAAGGCAAUGCAACAGCUGAUGCGCGUGUGCAAUGCAUAAAAGCCAAAGCAGGGAACGGCGCGUCGUGCCCAGCGAGUCUGCAGGUUCCAGACGCACAUUUCCAUGCGGCCAAACACCCCAUCAUAAAAACCGUCACAUCGCACUGGAAACAUCCAAAGGCACGGGUCGUGAGGUCUUCCAGCAUCGGAAACCGGCACUCGUCCCCUGAACGCAAACCUCGGAGAUCUGUGGACGCAUUCUCCGUGUCUCAGCUCCAUAAAACCGGGCAUAUGCGACACGAGAGUGGAAACGAUGAUCAAGUCACCGUAAAACGCAGUCAUUAUCGGCGCAUUGUUGUGCUCGGCGCACCCCGAGUUGGUAAAACGGCAAUUGUACGGCGUUUCUUGGGUGAUGGGUUCCAAGAACAUUACGAGCCAACGACCGAAGACUUUCACAGCAAACUGUACCACAUCCGAGGUGAGAGAUACCAGCUGGAUAUCCUGGACGCGUCCAAAGAAAGAGACUUUCCUGCCAAACGAAGGCUGUCUAUUCUGACAGGUGACAUAUUUUUCCUGGUGUUCAGCGUGACUGACAGAGAGUCUUUCCAAGAAGUCUGCGCAUUACGCGAGGAGAUUUUCGCCGCUAAAUCCAAGCUGGCAAAAGCCAAAGAAAACGGACAGGUUCCUAUAAUAAUGUGCGGCAAUAAAGUUGACUUAACUCCCUCAAGAGUUGUGCAUCAGUCAGAUAUCAGUAACAUCUUUGGGAAGGACAGAGUCCUCUUCGAGGUGUCCGCCAAAGACUGCACCAAACUGGAGGAGAUGUUUGAGGCUCUGGCGGUGCUGGGAGGACUCCCCACAGAAACCAGACCCUCUCUUCAUCGAGACAUCUCCAUUAACACGUAUCAAGCGAUGAGCAAUAGAAAGAGAAACAAACGAGCCAUGAACGAGCCGUGUGGGGCUGUGCAUCCGCUCGCGCGCAGACCGAGUUUCGGCAGUGAUCUGCGGCGAGUGAUGGGGCCGACAACCCCCAAACGAAGUACACCUAUUGAGAGGUGUCAAAUACAGUAAAAGAGUUACUAAAGUCACUCUGUUUUAAACCUUUGAAUAAUAAUUAUUCAACUAUGUAAGAAUUAUUAUAUUCUAUAUAUGAAUCUCUGGCUGGACCAGGGGGCACUUUUAUGAAUGUAUUUGUGAAGCAUAUUUGCAUGUUUUCUUUAUAUUGAGUGUAUUACCUCAACUUUGUAGACUUUCUUGAUAUUACGAGUAAGCCAAUUUUACCUCAAUAAAUCAAAGUUUUUCUGAGAACAAUAAAAGACGCAAUGCGCGUAAGACCAAACGAGUUGUCCAUCUUUCUAUUUAAAAAGCUAGAUCAUUUAAAAAAAACUUUUUUAUUAUUUCAGGGACUGUUUUAAAGACAGCAAAAAUUGAAAUCCAAUGCACACACCAAACGCGUUCACGAUCCCAUUACCUUCAAUGUCAGCAAAAUCCUAUCGUUCUUACUGUACACCUCCGCGUUUUAAGUGUGUGACCAUUUAUGGACGAACAACGUGAAGAAACGUGGGUGGUGAAGCAUAUCUCUCAUAUUCUGAGGUAUAUUGAGUCAUCACUGUAUCACUUGUGCUGGCGUCACAUGUGUCAUUUUAGUAAGAAAGUGCGCCUACAUGCGUCAAUCUCAGACAAUGGAAUCGUGCUGGGCAAAAUACAAAUAAUACAACAAGUUGUUCUAUCGCCAGUAAAAGAGAUGAAGCUGACCUUGAAAUGCAGCGAGAAGUCAUCCAACAAUGACACGUCACGUAUACACACUGUAUGUUAACAGAACAAAACGCACGCAUCUCGAUGCUCGAUACAGCCACCUUAAAAGCGAUCAGUACCAUGGACAGCGAACAGCUUUUAGUUAUAUCAAGAUUUCUAUCAUGAACGGGACAUGAAAAUAAAAUUAUUUGAGUAAGAAAUAAACUUAGUAUUAUACAA